GCCGAUGACUUCGGCUCUGUCAUGGGAUCAGCUGUGUGCAAUCACAGCUGAUCGCAUGUAUAUAAGGAAAUGCCAGUUAUUGGCAUUUCUCUCCUCACAACAUUCUUCAGAUGGGACAUCUACAAGGACCAUCAGGGCACUGAUAAUCAGUGCCCUGAUGAUCAGUGUAGCCCCCUCAAGGCCACCUGUCAGUGCCCAUCAAUGCCACAUAUCAGUGCCCAUCUGAGCUUCCUUUCAGUGCCAACUAUCAGUGCCAGUCAAUGCCAUAUAUGAGUACUGCCUUUCAGUGCCCAUCAGUGAUGACUGUCAAUGCCCAUCAGU
Messenger RNA from Staurois parvus, 321 nucleotides. The record is from the annotation of a GenBank genome assembly. Lineage: Eukaryota; Metazoa; Chordata; Amphibia; Anura; Ranidae.